UACUCUGUACUAUCAAAUGCAUUCUCGCGCUUCGCCAAAUUGAUACCACCGUACUCCCCUCGCCGGCGAACUCCUCCACCCGCACCGUUGAUCUCUUUCUCCCGUGAAUUCUCGCGUCUAAGAAUGUGGAAGUUGAAGGUUGGUGAAGGAGAUAAUCCAUGGCUUCGGUCGUUGAACAAUCACGUAGGACGGCAGGUCUGGGAGUUUGAUUCGAACAUCGGGUCUGAGGAAGACCUAGCUGAGAUCGAGAAGUUUCGCGAAGAGUUUCGCAACAAUCGUUUUGAGACAAAACACAGUUCUGAUCUUCUUAUGCGUUAUCAGUUUUCAAAGGAGAACCCCUCGGGUACAAUUUUGCCCCAAGUCCAAGUUAUAGACAUUGGAGAUGUAACCGAAGAUAAUGUAGCCACCACAUUGAAAAGGGCUCUCAGUUUUUAUUCUACUCUACAAGCUCAUGAUGGUCACUGGGCAGGAGAUUAUGGAGGGCCAAUGUUUCUAAUGCCUGGCCUGGUUAUUGCAUUAUCUGUUACUGGGGCACUGAGUGCAGUGUUAUCCGAAGAGCAUAAACGAGAGAUAUGUCGUUAUCUUUACAAUCAUCAGAACAGUGAUGGUGGGUGGGGUUUGCAUGUUGAAAGCCCCAGUACCAUGUUUGGUUCUGUUUUGAGUUAUGUUACUCUGAGGUUGCUCGGUGAAGGAACUAAUGGCGGAGAAGGGGCAAUGGAGAAGGGACGCAAAUGGAUUUUGGACCAUGGUAGUGCCACUGCAAUAACCUCGUGGGGGAAAAUGUGGCUCUCAGUGCUUGGCAUAUUUGAGUGGUCUGGGAACAAUCCACUUCCUCCAGAAAUAUGGCUUCUUCCCUAUAUCCUUCCAUUUCAUCCAGGAAGGAUGUGGUGCCACUGCCGGAUGGUUUAUCUGCCAAUGUCAUACUUAUAUGGUAAAAGAUUUGUUGGACCAAUCACACCAACAGUUUCAUCUGUGAGAAAUGAGCUCUUCACAGUCCCUUAUCACGAAAUAAACUGGAAUAAAGCACGCAAUGAAUGUGCAAAGGAAGACCUCUACUACCCUCAUCCUCUAGUUCAGGACAUCCUCUGGGCCUCUCUUGACAAGCUUGUGGAGCCGAUUUUUAUGCAUUGGCCUGGGAAAAAAUUGAGAGAAGCGCUCCGCACUGUAAUGGACCACAUACAUUAUGAAGAUGAAAAUACUCGCUACAUAUGCAUAGGGCCCGUGAACAAGGUCUUAAAUAUGCUUUGUUGCUGGGCGGAAGAUCCUAAUUCGGAAGCUUUCAAAUUACAUAUUCCACGAUUAUAUGAUUAUCUAUGGAUUGCUGAAGAUGGCAUGAAAAUGCAGGGAUAUAAUGGAAGUCAAUCAUGGGAUACUUCUUUUGCUAUUCAAGCAAUCAUUUCGACAAACCUUGGUGAAGACUAUGGUCCAACUUUGAGAAAAGCACACACGUACAUGAAAGACACGCAGGUGUUAGAGGAUUGCCCAGGCAAUCUUGAUUUCUGGUAUCGUCAUAUUUCAAAAGGAGCUUGGCCUUUCUCUACUGCAGAUCAUGGUUGGCCUAUUUCAGAUUGUACAGCGGAGGGGCUUAAAGUAUGUCUUCAACUCUCCAAACUUCCCAUGGAGAUUGUUGGUGAACCAUUGGAGGCAAAGCGUUUGUACGAUGCUGUAAAUGUUAUGCUAUCAUUACUGAAUCCUGAUGGUGGCAUUGCGACGUAUGAACUGUCAAGGUCAUAUCCAUGGUUGGAGAUAGUCAACCCUGCUGAGACUUUCGGUGAUAUUGUUAUUGAUUAUCCUUAUGUAGAGUGUACCUCAGCUGUAAUUCAAGCUUUAGCAGCAUUUAAGAAAUUAUACCCCGGGUAUCGGAAAGAAGAAGUGGACCAUUGUAUAAGAAAAGGUGCCUCAUACAUUGAAAAGAUUCAAGCAGCAGAUGGCUCCUGGUACGGAUCUUGGGGAGUUUGCUUUACGUACGGCACAUGGUUUGGGGUGAAGGGCCUGCUGGCUGCUUGGAGGAGCUUCAACAAUUCUUCUAGCAUCCGCAAGGCCUGUGAUUUUCUGUUGUCCAAACAAGUAUUGUCUGGUGGCUGGGGAGAGAGUUAUCUGUCUUGUCAGAAUAAGGUGUAUACAAAUCUUGAGGGCAACAGAUCUCACAUUGUUAAUACAGCAUGGGCUAUGCUGGCUCUUAUUGAAGCUGGACAGGGCAAGAGAGAUCCGGCCCCAUUACACCGUGCAGCGAAAGUAUUGAUAAAUUCUCAGCUUGAAAAUGGAGAUUUUCCUCAGCAGGAGAUAAUCGGGGUCUUCAACAAGAAUUGCAUGAUUUCAUAUUCGGCAUAUAGGAACAGCUUCCCAAUUUGGGCUCUAGGAGAAUACCAAUCUCAGGUUUGAGCCACUAUUGAUGGAUUUCUUACGCAUGAAGUUCUGAAAUUCCCUGAAGGUCUGUGGUUUAAGAAGUAACACGCCAAAAGGAUUAGUGACGAGUUUAGAAAUCUGACCAGUGCUUGGCCUGAUUUUUAAAAGUUUCAUCACUUGAAAAUAGUCAUUUGUAUAAUGGCUUAAUUCUAGUUUGGUAUAGUUUUCUAGUACAAAAAUGUAAUAAUUUGUUUCAUUACUAGUGAAAUACAGUUGCGUACAUUCAAGUAGCUUGAUAGCUAUUGUUCAGGAGUAUGAAUUUCAAUCUAUGAAUGUUGUCAUUUAGCAAUAUGAUAUAAGUUUAUUGAAUCCUUCGAAAUG
Molecule: messenger RNA, 2727 nt
Organism: Nicotiana tabacum (common tobacco)
Lineage: Eukaryota; Viridiplantae; Streptophyta; Magnoliopsida; Solanales; Solanaceae
Product: cycloartenol Synthase-like
Biological process (GO): triterpenoid biosynthetic process
Cellular component (GO): lipid droplet
Molecular function (GO): intramolecular transferase activity
Source: RefSeq, a predicted model, not a curated record